This is a messenger RNA of Paramecium octaurelia, 1083 nucleotides long. The record is from the annotation of a GenBank genome assembly. NCBI's taxonomy places the organism in Eukaryota, Ciliophora, Oligohymenophorea, Peniculida, Parameciidae.
AUGAAUUUGCUGAAUCAUACAAUCUAACUAUUACAGUAGGCUUUGUAGAACUUAUAAUAGAUGUAAGGAAAAUAGGAGGUGAAAGAUAUUUUACCUUAAUUAACUCAAGCAGUAGAUUCAAUCCCAGAAGAAUUCAAAGAAUUGGUUCCAUAUUAAGUGGAGGUCUCUGACAGACAUUUGAAUCAUCGUCAAAGCAAGGAGUGCAUAAUCAAGACAGUUGAAUAAUUUCGAUAGUGGAGAGCAAUGGAAUGCUUGAAAGCAGAAACUUUUGAAGAAGUGAUGGCAGCUCAUAAUUAGUAUUAUUACAGAACUUUGAGGUAGCAAGUUUAUAGAUUCAUUGUAAUAACAGAUGGAUUUCGUUACUCAAGAGGCGAAGCUAGAGAGAAGCUUGCUCAUUGUCCAUUUUGUAAGUUUUAGAAUCUUCUCACUUACGUAACAGCUCAUGUUCUUAAAAAGCAUGCUAAUAAUUAUUAAAUUUAUAAUUGCUCAAUUUGUAACAAAGNAAUCAAUAGAUGCCUAAUAAUAAUUUUAAUCAAUAGACCGCUUUUAAUAUUAACAAUCAAUAGAUUCCUUAAAACCAAUAGGCUCAUAAUAUUAAUAAUAAUCAAUAGUUUCCUUUUAAUAAUAUUAAUCAACAAAAUCAAAUAAAUAAUUAACUCAAUUUCAAUAUAAUCCAGCCAAAGCCGUAAGGUAAUCAGCCACUUAACUAAAUUCCAAAAGUUGAUGCUAAUCAAAUGUCAAAUUAAGCUACAAAUCCCCAAUUAGGCGCUUAAACCAAUAAUAAAUACGGAUUUAAAGCUGGAGAAAAUCCUUUAUAAUUUAAUUAAUUCAAUAACAAGCAGAUGGCUGGAUAAUAACCUAUAAUACAGCCUACAAUUUAACAAGUAUUAAAGUAUUAUUCAUAUUAUUAAGUAAAAAUACACACGUGUUGAUGUGAAAUGUGAAGAGGAUAAAAAGUAAUUGGUGAAGAAUUUAAACUAAUACUUUAAGGAUGGAAAUUUUGAUUAUGCAAUAGAAUGUAUAAAGCAAAUUAUCGAAAAUGACAUUAGAGUAAAGCUUCCGGAAUAAGUCAAUGUUAAAUGA